Pectinophora gossypiella (pink bollworm) is the source of this 1064-nucleotide messenger RNA. It is a transcript of the gene Gnpnat, whose product is annotated as probable glucosamine 6-phosphate N-acetyltransferase. NCBI's taxonomy places the organism in Eukaryota, Metazoa, Arthropoda, Insecta, Lepidoptera, Gelechiidae. Gene Ontology annotation, molecular function: glucosamine 6-phosphate N-acetyltransferase activity; monosaccharide binding. The record is from RefSeq and is a predicted model, not a curated record. Bases 288 to 887 code for a protein of 199 amino acids. Gene Ontology annotation, biological process: UDP-N-acetylglucosamine biosynthetic process. The transcript is spliced from 7 exons. Gene Ontology annotation, cellular component: endoplasmic reticulum; Golgi apparatus; endoplasmic reticulum-Golgi intermediate compartment.
UAAUUUCUUCAUAAUUUCAUUUUGUACGCAAAUAAAUUACAACAUGUCAUCACGUCCAAAUCACGUCGUGACAUUGAGCUGAGCCGGCCGAAUGUAGAGUGACUACUUUCACUUUCUUUGAUUUUUAUGAUAAUAAUAUUAUCGAGCCACGUAUUUCUACAUGUUAUAGGUGACGGCAGUUGCCUAUUAUCACGGUCUAGUGUGAACCAUAAUGUGGUGCCUUUGUUAAUUUUUUAAACAUUUUUAAACCUUGCCCAGUUUGGUCACGGUUUAUACAAAUUUUGAAAAUGGGUAUGGAAAAAUAUAACUCCAAUAUGGACGGAAAAGACUCAGAGUAUCUCUACCCUCCAGAGAUAUUGAAAAGGUUGGACUUUAGCAAAAGUCCAGCUACGUUCAAACCGAAGAUCAGUGCUGCAAACCCUGGUGAGGACUGGAUGGUGGUGCGCCCUCUGCAGCGGGCAGACUAUGACAAGGGGUUCCUGCAGCUUCUAGGCCAGCUGACCAGUGUUGGCAAUGUCUCGAGGAAGCAGUUUGAUGAACGCUUUACAAUGAUGAAAGCGUCCGGUGGCUACUUCGUGACCGUGAUCGAAGACACGCGCAUCAACAAGCUGAUAGGCGCUGCCACACUCACUGUCGAGCAGAAGUUCAUCCACAACUGCUCUUUGCGCGGGCGUUUAGAAGAUGUUGUGGUAAACGAUACGUACCGAGGAAAACAACUAGGGAAAUUGAUCGUAGUGACGGUAUCCCUGCUGGCUCACGAGGUGGGCUGCUACAAGAUGUCGCUGGACUGCAAGGACAAGCUCAUCAAGUUCUACGAGACGCUCGGAUACAAGCUCGAGCCCGGCAACUCCAACGCUAUGAACAUGAGGUUCGACGACCCCUCCUGACAAUUAGCCGCUGGGCCAUCUGACCUGCGCUCCAAACUAUUUUCACUUGACACCUGUGGCAACACGAGUAAUGAAGAAUAUCAAGCAACCAGUUAACUACGUACAUAGAAUAAUAGUAAAAUUGUGUUUUUAUAACAAGAAAAUAUAAUUAAGUACCUAUUAAAUAUUUUAAACUUA